Messenger RNA from Linum trigynum, 2633 nucleotides. The record is from the annotation of a GenBank genome assembly. NCBI's taxonomy places the organism in Eukaryota, Viridiplantae, Streptophyta, Magnoliopsida, Malpighiales, Linaceae.
AUGUUUGACUGUUAACUUGGACAGUCAAACGCGUUGACUAACGGUCAACGCGCCACGUCACUGCCAAGUAAGAAGAUCUGAUAAAUAUUUAAUUUUUUUCGUUUUUUAUUUUUGGUUUAACUAAGGUACUAGAUGAUUUUUUUUUAAUUUAUAAUAAUUUAAAAUUAGGGAAUGUGUGAAAAUUGUGAAUUAUUUUAAAUAUUUUAUGCUGACUUGGCAGUGACAUGGCGCGUUGACUAACAGUCAACGCGUUUGACCGUCCAUGUUAAUGGUCAAAAGUCGGAUCUGUCCAAAUUGUUUAUUUUGGUGCAUAGUUCGGCCCAGAAUGUUAUAGACGAAAAGAUUGGUCAGAAUGUUUAUUUUGAUCAAAGUGAUGGUCAUACUAAAAUAUUAACCCAAAUUAAAAACCAUUUGUCGAGGGAUUUUCUGACUAACAGUCGAGAAAACGAAAGGCGAGGGUGAGAAGGGAGGGAGAGGGAAGGGGGAAGCAAGGGAAUAGAAUUGCCGCCGACGCCGACGAGACCAUAAAGUCACUGUUAUUCUCUUCUUUGAUUCCGCUCCCCCUCCGAGGAAGACAGCACAGAAUCGAUUUAGCGGAUAAGAGAAGAAAAAGACGAGAAGGAAGUUUCACUGUUUCAGUUUCAGUUUCAGUUUCAGUUUCAGUAAGGAGAAAGGAAUAGCGCGAAACAUAAACCCUAAUUAUCUUUGGCACAACUAGUUUAAGAUCUCCACCUCUUCCUUAUUCGUUCUCUCGUUCCUCUCCUGGUUCGCACUUCGCAGCAUUAGAGCUCCAACAAUGGUCAGUUGUUACCUUUUCUUUCAGCUCCUCAUUCAUUUUAUUUUGAUUAGCCCCCGACUCUUCCACUCUUAUUCUUACUUGAUUAACUCGCAUGUGCAUUUCCUUCGCCGAUUAACUCGCAUGUGCAUUUCCUUCGCCUUGUUUGGUUUGUCAUUAGCCUAGAACUGUUUGAUCUUUGAGGUUCAUGUACCGAAAGCAUUUAGUUGCUAAAUCGCCAUCUAGUCUCCAUGCCAACCAAGAGUUGAAAGCCUUAUCCUGUCCCCUGGAUGCGACCACCUUGCCCAUCGUGAACGAAUGGAAGGAAGGAGCCCCAUUGUUUGUAUUUCCAGCUUCGAGAAAUAUGACAUUAAACUUUCCCCUUGGUUCUGUAGUUUGGUUUAGUUGGCUCUGUUUGAGUACUACAUUGACAGUCUUGUCUUUGUUUUGCAGAACAAGUUUGGUAGAGGCCACCGCGACAAGGUCCAGCAGUUCAUGGCCAUAACUGGGGCAAGGCAAAAAGCCGCAGUUCAGGCAUUGAAGGCAAGCGAUUGGCAUCUUGAAGGUGCAUUUGAUGUGUUCUACAGCCAGCCCCAGAGUAAAACACAUACUGACUCCAGACAUUUGGAAGAGCUUUACAACAGAUAUAAAGAUCCAUAUCUGGACAUGAUAAUGGCUGAUGGCAUUGCUCGUCUUUGCAAUGACCUUCAGGUGGAUCCCCAAGACAUAGUUAUGUUAGUUGUUUCAUGGCACAUGAAGGCUGCCACCAUGUGUGAAUUUUCGAAGCAAGAGUUUGUCGGUGGACUACAAUCGCUAGGGAUAGAUUCACUGGAGAAGUUCCAAGAGAGGAUACCAUUCAUGCGUUCUGAGCUGAAAGACGAACAGAAGUUCCGUGAGAUAUACACUUUUUCUUUUGGGUGGGCAAAAGAGAAGGGUCAAAAAUCUCUAGCACUGGAUACCGCAAUAGGAAUGUGGCAACUACUAUUUGCUGAAAAGCACUGGCCAUUGGUUGAUCACUGGUGCCAGUUCUUACAGGCUCGGCAUAAUAAAGCUAUCUCGAGGGACACUUGGUCUCAGCUAUUGGAAUUCACACGGACAGUUGAUUCUGGAUUAGCAAACUAUGAUGCCGAAGGGGCAUGGCCAUAUCUGAUUGAUGAGUUUGUGGAUUACCUGAAUGAGAAUGGUGUGGGUGCUGAUGGGUUCAGUCGAACAAUUGGAGCUUAGAACGAUGAAGAAAAGAAGAGGACCAGAUGUGUAGCAGAAGCUGGGAAGUAUGGUGUACUUGGUUCUCAAUCAUACAGUUAUGCAGACUGCAGCGUGUAGGAUUGCGUUUCCUCUUACUUUCUCUACCUUUCUUUUCUCCACUAGUUUCAUAACGAAAAAAGGGGGAAAUAAUGGUGAAGAAAUGAUACGAUGAUGGAUGAUACUAUUGACAUUCCUUCUCUCUUACGCAUGGAAACGGCGUAUAUGAUAUGUCUAGAGUCCGAUUGAAUGGAAAUAGAACUGUUACCAGUUUCUACUUGAUGCCAUUGCCAUCCAAGACAUGUCAUCAGAGCUCGUCGUCCCAUUCGUAACCAUAUCCACCACACCACACCUUCUUACUCCACAUCCAGCUCCCAAAAUCUUGCUCUUUGGGGUUGGGAAUCGAGCUUUUCCAUGUCACAAUUGGCUGCCACUAUAAACAAUUCACCCAUGGGCUUCAUGCCUGCUUCUCGUCGGACCAAUCAAACUCGAAAACCCCAUAAAAUGUGUCAUGAACCAGCAAAACCGUGCGAGAACGGAUUCCAAAAACAUCAAAACGUGAACAUUUUGAUUUUUAAAAAUUAAAAUUGGAAUAUGAUAAAUUUCUGAUAAAGUU